GUCCCUCCCCCGCAGUCACUCGGGGCACCGGCCACAGGAACGAUGGAGCUGGGCUGGUGGACGCAGUUGGGGCUCACUUUCCUGCAGCUUCUGCUCAUCUCAUCCUUGCCAAGAGAGUACACAGUCAUUAAUGAAGCCUGUCCCGGAGCCGAGUGGAAUAUCAUGUGUCGCGAGUGCUGUGAAUAUGAUCAGAUUGAAUGCGUCUGCCCUGGAAAGAAGGAAGUUGUGGGUUAUACCAUCCCUUGCUGCAGGAAUGAGGACAAUGAGUGUGACUCCUGCCUGAUUCACCCAGGUUGCACCAUCUUUGAAAACUGCAAGACCUGCCGAAAUGGCUCGUGGGGAGGCACACUGGACGACUUCUAUGUGAAGGGAUUCUACUGUGCGGAAUGCCGGGCGGGCUGGUACGGAGGAGACUGCAUGCGAUGUGGCCAGGUUCUGCGAGCCUCGAAAGGUCAGAUUUUUUUGGAGAGCUACCCACUAAAUGCUCACUGCGAAUGGACCAUUCAUGCCAAACCUGGGUUUAACAUCCAGCUAAGGUUUGUCAUGCUGAGCCUGGAGUUUGACUACAUGUGCCAGUAUGACUACGUGGAGGUCCGUGACGGCGACAACAGCGAUGGCCAGAUCAUCAAGCGUUUCUGUGGCAACGAGCGGCCAGCUCCCAUCAGGAGCACGGGCUCCUCGCUCCACGUCCUGUUCCAUUCAGACGGCUCCAAGAAUUUCGACGGCUUCCAUGCCGUUUUUGAAGAGAUCACAGCAUGUUCCUCGUCCCCUUGUUUCCAUGACGGCACGUGCCUCAUUGACCAAACGGGAUCUUACAGGUGUGCCUGCCUGGCAGGCUACACCGGGCGGCGCUGUGAAAAUCUCAUUGAAGAAAGAAACUGCUCAGACCCUGGGGGUCCAGUCAAUGGAUACAAGAAAAUAACAGGCGGCCCUGGGCUCAUCAAUGGGCGCCAUGCCAAAGUUGGCACCGUCUUCUCCUUCUUCUGUAACAGCUCGUAUGUUCUCAGUGGCAACGAGAACAGAACUUGCCAGCAGAGUGGAGAGUGGUCAGGGAAGCAGCCCAUCUGCAUAAAAGCCUGCCGGGAACCAAAGAUCUCAGACCUGGUGAGACGGAGAGUUCUUCCAAUGCAGGUUCAGUCCAGGGAGACCCCGUUACACCAGCUGUACUCAUCAACCUUCAGCAAGCAGAAACUGCAGGGUGUCCCUACCAAGAAGCCAGCCCUUCCCUUUGGAGACCUGCCCACUGGGUACCAACAUCUGCACACCCAGCUCCAGUAUGAAUGCAUCUCGCCUUUCUACCGCCGCCUGGGCAGCAGCCGGAGGACCUGUCUGAGAACUGGGAAGUGGAGUGGGCGUGCCCCGUCCUGUAUCCCUAGUGAGUCAAGGUUCAUCCUUAGGCUUGGGCAGCUUACGUCCUACAGGGCAGCCUGUGAAAAGUCAUUAACCCUUUUUGGGGGCGGGGGGAAGUUCCUUGCCCAAAGGAAUGCACCUGCCCACUGUGUAACUGACCUGGGGAAGGUCACCAUGGUCAAGACAGCAGACCUCAAAGUUGUGCUGGGGAAAUUCUACCGGGAUGAUGACCGGGAUGAGAAGACCAUCCAGAGCUUGCGGAUUUCUGCAAUCAUUCUGCACCCCAACUACGACCCCAUCCUGCUGGACGCUGACAUCGCCGUCCUGAAGCUCCUGGACAAGGCUCGCAUCAGCACCCGCGUCCAGCCCAUCUGCCUCGCGGCCACCCGGGACCUCAGCACCGCCUUCCAGGAGGCCCACAUCACCGUGGCCGGCUGGAACGUCCUGGCAGACGUGAGGAGCCCCGGCUACAAGAACGACAUGCUACGCUCGGGGGUGUUCAGGGUGGUGGACUCGCUGAUGUGUGAGGAGCAGCACGAAGAGCACGGCAUCCCAGUGAGUGUCACGGACAACAUGUUCUGUGCCAGCCGGGACCCCGCCGCCCCUUCCGACAUCUGCACGGCAGAGACGGGGGGCAUCGCGGCUGUGUCCUUCCCGGGACAGGCGUCCCCUGAGCCGCGCUGGCAUCUGGUGGGGCUGGUCAGCUGGAGCUACGACAAAACGUGCAGCCACAGCCUCUACACGGCCUUCAGCAAGGUGCUGCCCUUUAAGGACUGGAUCGAGAGAAACAUGAAGUGAGCUCAGGCCCACUGAGAGCGUGUCUGUGCCUCCGUGCAUGCGUGCGUGUGUUGCAUGAGGCAGAGUGGGCCUGAGGUGGGAUUCUGCCCUUGAAUUUGGCAGAGCCAGGGCUUCUGAUUUCAAGCACAGAGCUUGUGGAGGGUGAGGAGAGCUCAUGGAGGGUGAGGAGAGCUCGUGGAGGGUGAAUAGGCCUCUGCCUCCCUGGCUGCUCUGACCAUUUGGAAGACAUCUGCUUGUAAGAACUGGGUUGCUUCAAAAAAGACUAUGUGACCAGCAAAGAAAACAUCCCCAUUCAAAUGACCUGGUGGCCUUCCUCACCUGCCCUCCCAUCGUGCAAAUGUCAUGGCCAGCCCUGGUGGAGAAGGGUUGACCGGGAGGCCUGGGUUUCAUGAGGUCUCUUCCAAGGCUCCAUCCAUCCAGACCAAGCUCCAAGGAGCCGCCUAAGGGACAGCCCAGGACAGCGGAGCCUGGAUGAGAUGCUGACGGUGGCUUUUGUGCACAUGGCCACAGUACCGUGUGGUCCUGUUCCUUCCGCAUCUCCUGUACACAUUUGAAUAAAAUAAGGGUUGGCUUCUGACCUACAGGA
Messenger RNA from Myotis davidii, 2734 nucleotides. It is a transcript of the gene PAMR1, whose product is annotated as peptidase domain containing associated with muscle regeneration 1. The transcript has 11 exons. Lineage: Eukaryota; Metazoa; Chordata; Mammalia; Chiroptera; Vespertilionidae. Gene Ontology annotation, molecular function: serine-type endopeptidase activity; calcium ion binding. The record is from RefSeq and is a predicted model, not a curated record. Bases 43 to 2148 code for a protein of 701 amino acids. Gene Ontology annotation, biological process: proteolysis.